Bursaphelenchus xylophilus (pine wood nematode) is the source of this 579-nucleotide messenger RNA. The record is from the annotation of a GenBank genome assembly. Lineage: Eukaryota; Metazoa; Nematoda; Chromadorea; Rhabditida; Aphelenchoididae.
AUGUCACUACAAGGGGUACCAAUCGAGAAGGUUGAGCGUUUUGUUUAUCUUGGGCAAGUAAUCCAAUUAAGUAGGAAUCAUACCUCAGAGAUCUCCAAAGGAAUAUCUUCCGCUUGGAACUCUUAUCGCAAAGUCGGUGCCCUGUUAACACAUCGACUUACGGAUAUGAGUCUAAAAAGAAAAGUUUUCCACAUGUGCAUCCUGCCGAUUUUGUUGUAUGGCUGUGAAGCUUGGUGUCUCACUAAAGAAGCACAGUCUAAGCUAAUGCGCUGUCAGCGAUCGAUGGAACGGAGAAUGCUAGGAAUAUGUUUGAGAGAUCAUGUAAGGCAUGAGGACAUCCGCGCGAGGACUGGUUUAAAGGAUGUAUGCAAGGAGGCAAAGAAGCGGAAAUGGAAGUACAUGGAGAAAAUGCAGCUAAGACGCGAGGAAGGAAGAUGGGAUCAACGACUGAUGGAUUGGACGCCGCCCUACAAACGACCGCUUGGACGCCCCAGACUCAGAUGGACCGACGAUUUUCGAAAGCACCAUGGCCUGAGAUGGAGAGACCUUACACUGACCAGACAAUGGAAUCCCGACUGA